AUGUCCACCACUGUGGCCCCAAAAGUCCCCUCUGCGAGCUCCUCGGCGGACCAGCGGACGAUCGUCGUGGGUGCAUUCUGUUGUCUGGUGUUUUUCUUUAUGAUCGUGGUGAUGCUGUUGAUCCUGUACCGGAAGGUUCCUCUCUGCUGCAAAAUGAGGGUUUAUCAGGAAUCUCGCACUGACAUGGAAUCUCCUCCUCAGUACUACAACAGCAGACAGACUCUAGUUGCUUCGUCUGAUGCUGAGCAAACACUUGAUAAUGUGAAUGCGCAGUCGGGCUCGUUGUUCCUCAUUGGUGUGCCGAGCAGCUACUACCUUUCCUCACAAGAGCCUCCUCUUCCUCGUCUGCCCUCGUACGAGAGCGUACGCAAGAAAGACAGACAGCGGCAGAUCCACAUGAUGAUAGCCGACCGCUUCGGUCUGAACGGACCUGUUGUGACAGAGCCGCCUCCCACAUAUGAGGAGAGCAUUCGUCAGUCUGUCCAGUCCAUUGACGUCCCGUUUGACAUCCUGGCACCCGAGGAGGAGCCGCCACAUGCACCGGUUACACUCUCUGAGGCCGGCACAGAUUUACCUGCAUAUGAAGAUCUACCUCAAAUCACAGCCUCACAAGAUCCCAAUAACACUGUUAAUUAA
This is a messenger RNA of Sinocyclocheilus grahami, 636 nucleotides long. RefSeq lists its product as uncharacterized. Lineage: Eukaryota; Metazoa; Chordata; Actinopteri; Cypriniformes; Cyprinidae. The transcript is spliced from 5 exons. Bases 1 to 636 code for a protein of 211 amino acids. The record is from RefSeq and is a predicted model, not a curated record.